GCACGCUGCAAAGCAUUUUCUGCACAAACUCUAUUUUCAAACCAUCAUCUGCAUUCAUGUUCUUGACUCUUCGAACUUGCUCAAACAUCAUCCAUUCGAUCAUCACCAUGACGACCUCUACCAACUUUGGCGCUUUCACCAGCCUCUCCAUCGGCAACCAUCACAUCAACGAGCCUUCCGCUUCUACCAUCAACAACAUGCCUGCUUCAGUCAAGUCUGCAGGCUCGACCGGGUCGUCGCUGCCCAGAGAGCGCUCCAUCACUCCGAGACAUGUCUUCACCAGUCUCGACGAGGCCCACCAGGCCAUCACCACCAAAGCUGCGAAGCAGGCCGCACACACCACGGACAACGGCGCUCACUCUGCCUCCAUCCCGUGCGAGUCAUCAGCUGGCUCUUCUGUCAAUGCCGUCUACUCCAAGUCAACCACCGACACCGACGAGCAUCCUGCCACCGAGUCGCACCGCUGCCCGACUCAUGAUGGCUUCUCCCGCGGACGUCGCAUCAGUCCUACUCACUUGCGUCGCCGUUCAUCCAGUGUUCCUGACUUCAGGACUCGUACCCCUCCCUACCCUGACUGGGACGAGAUGACUCCGGCUGCUCGCGCCAGUUGCCACGCCGCAAAGGAUCCUGUUGACAACAACACUCCUGACAACUCCACCAACACACCUCGCGAGACUGGAAGCACCGUCGAAAACAUCGUGGAUCAGUACCUCCCUUCGACCACCAUCGACUCUUCACCCUCAGCUGAUGGCCCGCACAACCAUUCCACCAAGAAUGCAACAGUCCACCACACCUUGGACAACGGAGAGACCAUUGAGCCUCCUCAGACCAGAGAAAACACCACCUCUGUCCCCUUUGGUCGUACUUCAAAGUUUUUCCGCAGCCAUGGACCCCCUCCUCGGAUUCCUCAGCCGCCGAUCCCGGCAAUCCAUCCCUCAACGGCCCCGGCACCCUCAGUGAUCCGUACCAACCUCCCAGAGGACCACACCAGCACCCCAGAUUGUCAUCUCAACAUCUCUCGGGAGCACUCCUGGUCAACCAUGUCAUCCGCGAGCUCUGUUGACAUCAAAGAGCUUCUUGACAUUUGCGACGAAAACAAUGUCGGAACGUCCGCCGGCUCCAGCAAGGGCAACCAAUACCUCGAAGCCAACCACCACGAGUCGACCAACAACCAAGCGGCUCGUGAGAGCACCACCGGCAGCGGCGCGUUGUCCCGUGCAGCCUUCUCAACAGGUGGUCUUACAACAGAUUCUGACGAAGAUCCAUUCAAGUACGACCGCGGAUCAUACACGGUCUUCCUCCAGCCAUCUCGGGAACGAGAAGUCAGUGCUGCGCUUCACCGUGUCAGUGGCGCCAGCACCACUUAUACCAACGAGAUCGACCACACUGGCCAUGCAUCAACCACGCGUGGCCCAGUUGGCUCUGCGGCACCUCCUAGGCCUCCUUCAAAUGGGCUCACUUAUCACAACACCGCUCAGAGAAACAACAACAAUCCCAACAGGCCUAUCAUGAAGAAACUCGCUCUGCGAUCUUAUCCGGCCCAACACCUUGCAUGGGACGAGUUUGAUGAGGAGUUCGAUGAGGAGUUUGACGAGGUAAGGGCUUCUGUCCAGUCACAUAUUGGAUUUGAUCCUUCGUCUCAUCAGUUUGCUAACCCUGCUCUUCAACAGAACCUCGAUGCUGUUAAGACCGACGGAGGUGAUUGGGAGACAGUCGGGUCGAACCUCGAUGCUGUUAAGAGCGAUGGAGGGGAGUGGGAGACAGUCGGUUCCAGUGUUGGCCAGUUCAACAGCCAUCGAGCUUAUGCGUCCGGGACUGGCUUCGGCACUCGUUUCGGUUUAAGGGCCACAGGGAGCAGCAUUGCAGACUACUCCGACACCUCAAGCCUUGCCGCCGAAAGCUUUGGCGCUUUUGCAUCAACCGAAAAGAUCAUGCAACAUCCGAUGAACGGGAAGUACAACAACUAUGUCGUUCGGACACUCAAGAGUGACAACCGCCCGGUCUUCCUUCCCCAACCAAGAAUCCAUCGAGUCAACGGUUAUCCCCAAGAUUCAUGCCGACUGUUUGACCAAGCCACGACAUCAAGCAGCCAGGGCUCAUCUACAAGAGCAUACUUGGCGGAGAAACUCACUGCCCCGUUCCGUUCUCUGACCUCCAACAAGAACACCGAUCGGAGACAUCCCUAUGGGAGCAGCCAAUCCGGCCCGGACAACGGCAACCAACAAAGAGACCAUGGUUUGAGAACAGCUGGACUCUCACCGCAGACUCCCCGAGCCCACGAUUCGUUUCAAGCCGAUACAUCAAUCGGCCCGGAAUCACCAGUCCAGUUCAGCUUCCCGUUGAUCCCUCUGGAAGAGGCUGCAAGGCUGCAGGCGUUGAAGCGACGAAGCGACGCGAACGACCACACCUUUCAGAGCAGUCCUCGGACACGAAAGAACAGCCUUGUGUCUUGCCUUUCGUGGAAGGCCUCCAACAAGUUGGCGAAGAAAACGGCGCCCUCCACUCCGCAUACUCUGCCGAGAAAGCCAUUGCCCACUCACUGUCGCGAGCCAGUCUCCAACCACCACAUCUCAAUCCGUAUGUAUGACCCUGGCUCAACAUAUCAGUUCCAUGUGCUAACAUUUUCGCAGAAAACCAAGUUACCAGCAACGGGCAGGAGGCAACUCGUUUGUCAACCUUGAGCAGCGCAAGCCCACCAGCCCCUGGUAGACCAGUGUUCCCGCGGUCUUGCCGAAACCCCUUCAGCUCUGCCCACGGCUCAGCACGGAGCAGCUCGAGCUACAGACGUUCAUGGGGCAUCCCUUUCGAACGUCCUCACCUUUGGGGAAAAGAUAAAAGAACUUCGCGUGUUGAUGGUGAAGACUUGACGAAGAAGACGGUUA
This is a messenger RNA of Neurospora tetraspora, 2882 nucleotides long. RefSeq lists its product as uncharacterized. The record is from RefSeq and is a predicted model, not a curated record. The coding region runs from base 57 to 2681 and encodes 874 amino acids. Lineage: Eukaryota; Fungi; Ascomycota; Sordariomycetes; Sordariales; Sordariaceae. The transcript is spliced from 2 exons.